AUGUAGGUAAAGGUAGAAUUAUACAAAGGGAAACAAUCCAUGGGGAUAUGAGGAUUUAUUCAAUAAUCAUGGAAAACAUCGAAACAAUUCAGAAAUGUGUAUUUGAUCAUAAAAUUGCCUUGUUUACUAUCAUCAUAAUCAUAGCUUUAUGGGGGCUUAGGAAAUAUAUAAAAGGAGCAAUGUAUUAUGGAAAAAGACGUAUUGAUGGUAAAACUGUCAUAAUCACUGGCGGUAAUACUGGCAUUGGCAAAGAGACGGCAAUAGAUCUGGCAAAACGAGGUGCAAAAGUCAUUAUCGCUUGUCGCGACAUGACAAAGGCAAAUUCUGCAGCAGACGAUAUAAAGCAUUUAAGCGGAAGUAAAGAAAUAUAUGUCAGACAACUUGAUCUGGCUUCCUUGAAAUCUGUCAGAAAGUUUGCUGAGAAUAUUAAAAAAUCGGAGAAAAAAAUAGACAUCUUAGUUAAUAAUGCUGGAGUUAUGGCAUGUCCAUAUGGGAAGACAGAAGAUGGAUUUGAGAUGCAGUUUGGUGUAAACCACCUCGGACAUUUUCUGCUUACAAACCUUUUACUUGAUUUGAUAAAGAAGUCAGCUCCAAGUCGAAUAAUAAACGUAUCAUCAAUUGCCCAUGUCUUCACUGGUCCACUUGAUUUUGAUGACAUUGCAAAAAGGGAAAAAAGCUACAGUGAAAGCAGAGCUUAUUCUCAGAGCAAACUUUGUAAUAUAUUAUUUACAAAAGAAUUGGCAUCUCGGUUAACAGGCACCGGUGUUACGACGUACUCUUUACAUCCUGGUUCUAUCAAUACCGAGCUUGCAAGACACAUGAGAGCCAAGGUUAAAUUUAUUAUGGAGGCCUUGUAUUUUAUUAUCACUUUCUUUAUCAAGACUCCAUAUGAGGGAGCACAAACUAAUAUAUAUUGUGCUGUAGAAGAAUCUCUGGAUAACGAAACGGGGAAAUAUUACUGUGAUUGUGCUGAAGCCACGCCUACAAAACCAGCUUUAGACGUCGGUGCUGCUAAGAAACUAUGGGAACUAUCUGAAAAACUGGUUGAACUUUAACCAUACGGCAAAAAUAUAAUCAAAUUGAAAGUGUUGAAUUCUCAGGUUAAUGUGCAUAUUACUAUUAAAUGGUUUUGAUACGUAAAUAUGCUAUUAGGUAAAUACAUAAUUAUGUAAUCUAAUCUCUUUUGCUGCUGUUUGAAUUUCUCCGUUUUUAGAACUGAGUAUAUAUAUCGUAAAAGCUACAGAUCAUAAUGUUUGUUACAACAUGGUAUACUUUAGAUCGCAUUUAUAUCUUUAAUUUCUUCCGAUGUUUACACGAAUUAUUUAAAUAUUUGAAGUUCUAUAAAGAUAUUUAAACUUUUCGUCUCGUUGAAUUUAUAUGUGAUGUACAAACUUUAAAAGCAAAUGGCAAGCGGCCAUUUAUUGUACAGAUUAACAAAUAAAAUAUGUUUACGAACAA
Messenger RNA from Mytilus californianus (California mussel), 1458 nucleotides. Its product is annotated as retinol dehydrogenase 11-like. The record is from RefSeq and is a predicted model, not a curated record. The transcript has 7 exons. NCBI's taxonomy places the organism in Eukaryota, Metazoa, Mollusca, Bivalvia, Mytilida, Mytilidae. The coding region runs from base 48 to 1055 and encodes 335 amino acids.